Molecule: messenger RNA, 3372 nt
Organism: Adineta steineri
Lineage: Eukaryota; Metazoa; Rotifera; Eurotatoria; Adinetida; Adinetidae
Source: the annotation of a GenBank genome assembly
AUGACAGUUACUACAGAGUUAAGUAGUUGGGACUGUAGUGAGUGUAGUCGUACUUUAAAUCAUGGAGAGUUUCGUUUCACUUGUACUGUUUGUGACGAUUAUGAUCUCUGUGAAACAUGUGUAGGAACAUUAAAUCCACCACAUCCUCACAAAUUAAUACGUGAAUUAGCGUACCGCCAUGAAGACAUAAUAAUAGCAUACACAAGUGCAACGAUGGCAAGUAAUAUUGAAAUUGCUACAGAUAUGUAUCGUGAUCGUUAUUGCUUGGGUGUACGAGAUGUUGACGAAACGAAUCCUUCUCUAUAUGCAGACACAUAUUCUUGGUUUACAUAUGAAACAAUAGGUACUCGAUCUAAAAAUUUUGGAAAUGGAUUACGAAAUAUAAUUCAAUCACGUGAUUAUCUUGGUAUUUGUGCAAAAAAUCGUCCUGAAUGGGUAAUAACUGAUUUUGCGUGUAUCUUUCAAAGUAUUAUUAGUGUACCAAUUUAUACUUUAUUCAAUGAUCGUGAACUUACCCAUGUUAUCAAUAAUACAAAAUUAUCAGCACUUGUUUGUGAUAAAACAGUGCUACUAAGAUUAAUUAGACUAUAUGCUGAAUGUCCAUCACUUCGCCAUAUCAUAUGUAUGGAUCCUAUUCCAGAGACCAUAUUAGGUAUGGAAAAGAAUGAAUUAUGUAUACAUUAUAUGAAUGAUAUUGAAACAUGUGGCUCUAAUCAACGUUACGAUUUUGUUAAUAUAGCACCUAAUGAAUGUUUUACAAUUAUAUAUACAAGUGGUAGCUCAGGAAUACCUAAAGGCGCUAUGAUAUCUGAAAGAACUUUUCGAGCAGAAUUCUCAGAAUGGUGUGUUCCAUAUCCUUACGACUUCAUUAAUUUUUCUUACGAACCUUUAGCAUGGGCGAGUGAUCGUGAUUCUCUUAUUAGAACAUUUCUUCUUGGAGGACGUACUGGAUUCUCAACUGGAGAUGUGUCUCUUUUGAUGGAAGAAUUAGCAUUAGUACGACCCAACAGUUUUCUUGGAACACCUGCCAUAUGGAAUAAAAUAUAUGCUGAAUUUAAGGCAGCUUUGUCAUUAACAACAGUUCAUCUUCCACCAGAAGCAAUAGAAGCAGAAGAAUAUCGACUCCUUCAACAUUUUUCUAAACUUAUUCCAAUGAGAUGCAAGUUUAUCACUAUCGGUGGCGCCAAAAUUAGUCCAAUCGUACUUGACUUUGUGAAAGGAUGUUUUGCACGGUGUAAGAUCCGUGAAUCUUAUGGAAUAACCGAAUGUGGCGGCAUAACAAGUAAUAAUGUUCUUGAUGAUACGUUACAAUUUCGUCUCAUAAGUGUUCCAGAAAUGGGUUAUACAAUUGAUGAUGAACCAUAUUCUCGAGGAGAGCUUUUGAUAAAAACUGAACAUAUGUUUUCUGGAUAUCUUAAUAAUCCAGAAGAAACACAAGCAGCUUUCACAGAAGAUGGAUUCUUUCAUACUGGUGAUAUUGUUGAAUUACGUUCUGGUUCAAAAAGACAAAUCUAUGUAGAUAUUAUUGAUCGUAAAAAGAAUUUCUUUAAACUUUCACAAGGACAAUACGUUUCACCAGAAUUUCUUCAAAAUAUCUAUAUUCAAAGUCCUUUUGUAGAACAAAUCUAUAUUCAUGGAGAUCUCGUAGCAGAUUCUGUCGGGUGUGUUGUAGUACCUAAUCGAGAAUUUACACAAGCAUUUGUACUCAAACAUAAUUUAGAAAAUUUUGAUAUGAAUAAUCCAGAUCAAAAAUUUUAUGAAGCGGUUCUACAAAAUCUUCGUCUAAUAGCUAAAAAAGAAUCACUUCGACAACAUGAAAUACCAUCACGAUUAGUUAUUGAUUUUGAACCAUUUACAGCUGAAAAUGGUUUACUUACAUGUACAAUGAAACCAUGUCGUUAUAAACUAGCUGCAUAUUAUGGUGAUCGACUUAAACAAUCGAUGAGUAUUAAACAACGACUAAAAUUUAUUAUUGAAACGACAACAGAGCAAUCAUUAUCUAUGGAUGACGAAAACAAUAGUUUUAUUCCUACAGGUGGUGAUUCAUUGACAACUGUACGUUUAUCUCGUAAGAUUGAGAAUGAUUUGGGAAUAUCUAUUCCAAUAAAUAUACUUCUAAAAUCGAAUAUGACACUUGAACAACUAGCAGAUAUGAUUGAAGAUCCAUCAAAAAUAUCUUCCAUGUCUCAUUCUAUUGUACCACAACUACUAAAUGAUUCUCAGGUUAAUUUGGAUAUAAAAGUAGGUGAAUAUAAAAACACAGCCGUCUCUCGUUCAAUGGUUUUUGUUACUGGAACUACAGGAUUUGUAGGUGCUUUUCUAUUAGCCGAGUUAUUAUCGACUUAUCGAAUAGAAUGUAAAUUUGUGUGUCUUGUACGAUGUACAUCUUCAACAAAUGCUUUAGAUCGUAUACGACAGACUAUGCUUUUCUAUAAGAUAUGGAAAGAAGAUUUUCAAGAACGAAUUCUUCCGUUACAAGGUGAUUUAGCAACAAAAUGUUUUGGAUUAGAUGAUAAAACAUAUGAGUCACUUGCGAAUCAAAUCGAUAUCAUUUUUCAUUGUGGUGCUGAGGUAAAUUUUAUCCUACCAUAUGGCAAACUUUAUGAUUCAAAUGUUGGCGGAACUCGAGAGAUUAUUCAAUUAGCAACAUAUAAAUCAAUCUGCAUACCAAUACAUUAUAUUUCAACGAUUAGUGUUCUAUCUGGCGGUGUUUAUAAAGAAGUAUCGAUCGAUGAAAUCUCUCCAACUAAUUUAGACAAUGGUUAUGCUCAAAGUAAAUGGGUAGCAGAAAAGCUAAUGACCAGAGCGAGUCGUUUAGGUUUACCGGUAACCAUUUAUCGUCUUGGUUCAAUAUGUGCUAGUAGAGAAACAGGCGCCUGUAAUCAAAAUGAUCUCCAUACAUUGCUAAUUUCUACAAUAAUGAAAACAAAUUGCUAUCCUAAGACAAUAACUAAUGCUUAUUUACAAGGAUUACCAGUCGAUUUUACUGUCAGAAGUAUCGUUUAUUUGAGUACUAUGCAACCUGAUGUUUAUGGAAAAAUCUAUCAUGUUUUAAAUCCGAAUAACAGUAUAUUAUUUGCAGAUAUUAUUAAUUGUAUGUGUCGCUGUGCUAUUCCAUUGGAGAGUGUUUCUCUUGAGAAAUGGCAUAAUAAAUUAAUGACAUUGAAUGAUCGUGAUACUCUAAUCGGGUCUAUAGGAGAAUUCUUACAUGAAAAUUUGUUCGAAGAAACAAAUAGAAUAUCUGCUGAACAGUAUUGUACUUCUAUUUCUUCAUGGAAUCUACCAUCUUUCAACCAUAUGUAUUUAAUGAAAUGGUUAUCUUUUAUAUCAGAUAAUAUUGUUCAUCAAAAAUGUACUAAUAAUAAUAUAUAA